AUGGUGUGUGGGGGAACGUCCAAGGGACCGAUCUCACUGGCGUAAACGUAAACUCCCCAGCCCGCGCUGCGGCUGGUUCAGAGAAUCCAGCCCGUGCCACAGCUGGUUCAGAGACUCCGGCCCGCGCCGCAGCUGGUUCAGGUGAGCUUUUCAAUAAACCCUCCACCAACUUCUCCAAUUGCCGAACACGUUCCUCGGAGUCGAUACGACGGGCUUCGGACUCCUCGAGGCGGCUUUCAAGGGAUGAUAGGGCAGUGGCGGUGUGGUAGGUAUGAAGGAACAAUAUACCACUGCACCAAAAGGCGAGGCACCUCUACUUCAGUGAGCGCAUAUUGUCCUAGAAGUGAGAUGGAGCGAAGUUCAACAGUAGGGUUUCCCCGAGAUCACUUCCGAGGAACGACUGUCGCGGCCGGUCCACGCCAAGCUCGCGGCGCGGAACUCGGACUCCAAGAUCACAGCACUGCGCUUGGGCAACGGAGAGCUAACGCAUGACAUUGAUGUCGCUCUUGACCACACGCAGGCGCAUUUCCAGCGCCUCUACCACAUCGAGCCUCGUGAUCCGGAACGCGUCGACCGACUUCGGGACGAACUCCUCGUGCCGAUCAGGGCGGCACGGACUUGCGACGACCCGCGCUCAGAUCCGCUCUUUCUGCGCCGACUCUCGGAAGCGCAGAUUGAUCUCCUCCAGCAACCCAUCACCGAGGACGAGGUCGUGGCCGCGAUCGGGACGACGCACCCGGGGAGAUCGCCGGGCCCGUCGGGCGUGCCUUACGAACUCUAUCAGACCGCACCGGAGGCGUGGUCCAAGGUGCUGACCAAGGCCUACAACGCGAUGAUCGAGCGCGGUUCACUCUCUCCCAAGCAGGGCCAGGGACUCGUGCGCCUCAUCUUCAAGCGCCACAAGAAGAAUGCCGAUCGCGCCGAACUCUCGUCGUAUCGCCCCAUCACCCUGCGCGAGUGCGAUUACAAGAUUUUUACCAAGGUCUACGUCGCCCGAUUGAACCAAAUUCUGCCCGAUCUCCUCCCGCCGCAGCAGCACGGCUUCGUCAAGGACCGCCGAUCGGCCGACGCUGCACUACACCUUCGUCUCCUGAUCGAGGAACUUGGCGCGCGCAGGACCGAGUUCCCCGCGGCCGCGCUCUUGUCUCUUGACCAAUCAUCCGCCUACGACCUCGUCGAGCAUGACUGGAUCUUUGCCAUCUUCGACACUCUGGGCGCUCCUACCACCUUUCUUCGCAUGCUGAGGAUGCUCUACUCGGGUGACUCGACCUCGGUGCGCUACAUCAUCAAUGGGUUCCUGACGGCGCCGGUGCGACUGACGUGUGGGCUCGGCCAAGGGGACCCGGCGUCAUCGUCGGUCUGGGACAUCGUGUUUCAGCCGUUCCUGGAUGCUCUACACCGUCGAAACAUCGCGCUGAAUCUCUCCAUACCUGCACUUCAUCCGUACCCACAGAGCCGCGCCAUUACAUCACUUGCAUUUGCCGAUGACGUUGUCGUCGCCGUCGCGGGCUUGGAGUCACUCAACUUGCUCGAUGACCUGGCGCUCGACUGGAGGCAUGCAACGAAUGGCCGGCUCAACACGGACAAGACGGUCGUCCUACCGAUUGGACGUCGCUGGGACCCUGGCGAAUGGCCAAUCGUCGUCAAGGCCGCAGGCGAGUCGCUCGAGUGGAUCGGCCUCCCCUUCGACCCCAGCGGCGACACCGAACUCGCCUACGCGAAUCUCAUCGAACGGCUCGAGGCGACGCUGGAAGCGGUUCAGCAUCGCUGGCUCACGCACCACACCCGUGCCUUUUACGUCAAUCGGUACGCCAUUCCCAAGAUCCUGCAUUUCCUUGCAGCCGACAUCCCGCCGCCCGAAGUCGUCAAGAAGCUCGAUGACAUGCUCGUCGAUUUCGUCCGUGGGGGCAAGGGCAGGACCAGCUACGGCAGAGACAUUGUGUUCACCGCCAAGAACAAGGGGGGACUCGGGGUGAUAAGGAUGCGGGACGUUGUGGACGCGGUUGCGGCACGGCUCUGGGACGUUCUUCUUGGCGGUUCCGGCGCGAUUUGGCAAGGACUUGCGCGCGCAUCACUCCAGCGAGCUCAGCCCGACCUCGACCUGGCCACCGAUCUCUGGCCACAUCCAUCCACUCCCAUCCCCAACGACCUUCAUCCCCGAUGGCACGCCGCACUGGGCGUUCCGAAACUUCACGACGCGCAGGUCAACCCGAGGGCCUUGACCACCGCGAACCUGCUCGGCAGCCUCCACACCCCCAUCAGAGGGAGACAGACCAUCGACGCGGUUCAUGUACCUGACUACCUUCGUCUCCAGGGCUACCCGAAGGUGGCGGAUCUCUAUCGACGCGAGUUGUAUGCGGGUGGGGGGUUUCACCUCUGGAUGCCGCCGGCGGAUGUGCUCGGCGACAACAGCGAGUACGAUCGACGCGGGCUCCCGCAGCGACUGGCAAUCGCGGCCUGGUACCGGUUCACUGUCGAUCGACACAAGAACACCCCCUUGGCGGCGGCGGUGGCGGCGGGACGACUCAACGUGCCUCCCCGGAUCGGCACCAGCGCACCACUCGAGGCGAUCAUCCCCAAGCCCGUGGCCCGCUUCGCAAUGGAGCAGCGCCUUCCGGACCCGGUGCUUCCACAACAGGCGAGCCAGUAUACGCUGCUGAACAUGGCUCGCCCCUACACAGUCCGUCGCAUCCGCCGGGUCCUGAACGCGAAGGCAUUUACCAACAUGCUCGGGCUCAAGGGACCACCGCAGCCGGACGACCUCAGGAGCUUCUGGAAGGCAGUCAACUCGAAGGCACUGACGGCGAGGGAGAGGGAAGUUUGGUUCAAGCUGAUCCUCCGCUUCACCCCGACGCGCAAACUCCAGCACGAGCAAAAGCACGACACUUCUCCCGCGUGCUUCGUCUGCGAAGCGCCGGUGGACGACACCGAUCACUACUUCUUCGGCUGCUUCGACUCGCGAAACGUCUGGAUCGCGGCGAGGGGCGUGCUCUGCGACGCGCUCGGAUGCGACACAAUCGAGGGCGCCGAGUACACGACGCUUCAACGACUCUUUGGCCUCCCCAAGCUCAAGGCCAAGCUCAGCGCACAGGAAGGCGCGGGCAGGACGAUCGAGAUCUUCACGGGGAUGGUUUUGGAGAUGAUCAGCAGUGGGAGAUGGAGGAUGCAGAAGCACGGGACGAGGAUGGAAAGCGUGGAGAGGAGGAGGGUGGUACUGGAGGAGAGGAUGAAGUUGAGGGCGGGAGGAGCAAGAGGCAGGCGAGGGCAGUAG
Molecule: messenger RNA, 3271 nt
Organism: Microbotryum saponariae
Lineage: Eukaryota; Fungi; Basidiomycota; Microbotryomycetes; Microbotryales; Microbotryaceae
Source: the annotation of a GenBank genome assembly